AUGUGUGGGCUUACAGCAAUCCUUUGUCUCAGGGGAGGCGCUUGCGAGAAUAAUGUCGAUCCCCAGGUUUUGGACCGUCAGAUGGAUGAGAGCCUGGAACUGGUCAAACACCGUGGCCCUGAUGCAAGAGGCCAAUGGUUCAGCCCUGACCACUGCGUAGGCCUUGGACACGCCCGUUUCUCGAUCAUCGAUCUCAGCCCUGCUGGUAACCAGCCUUUCCAUGACCAGGAAGAAACUGUACACGCAGUUGUCAACGGUGAACUAUACGACCACGAAAAGUAUCGAGAGGAGCUUGCCAGCGAGUAUGACUUCAAGAGCAACAGUGACUGUGAAAUUGUGAUUGCUCUAUAUCGUCACUAUGGUAUCUCUUUCCUUUCUAAAUUGCGUGGAGAAUUUGCUCUCGUCCUUUGGGACGCGAAACGGAAGUUGUUCUUCGCCGCCCGUGAUCGUUACGGCAUCAAGUCUCUCUAUUAUACGGUGGUCAACAACAAAUUGCUGGUGGCAACCGAGAUGAAGUCCUUCCUGCCCUUUGGUUGGCAGCCGGAAUGGUCCGUUGAGAAUCUCCUUCGGAAGGGAUGGCUGUGGGAUACUCAGCUGUACUUCAAAGGAGUACACCGGCUCGACCCUGGUCAGUAUUUGAUCAGUAGGAACUAUGGCGCCCCGGAAAUAGGAACAUACUGGGAUUUGAGCUACCCUGACAAAACAACACCCUGCCCUCUCACAGAAGAAGAGAUCAUUCUCAAGCUCAGGAAACUCUUGCUGGAAUCGGUGAAGCUGCGACUCCGUGCUGAUGUGGAGGUUGGAAUCUACCUUAGUGGUGGUUUAGACUCAUCCGCUAUUGCGGGAAUGACUGCACACCUUAUCAAGCAAGGUGAGCUUUUGGGAAACGACUCCAGUGGCGAUAUCUCAAAAAUGAGCUGUUAUACAAUUCGGUUUGGGAAGGACACCGGAGUGGACGAGUCAGACAUCGCACAACGAACGGCAGAUUGGAUCGGUGUCGACCUGCAUCCAGUGACAAUGGAUGAACAAGAAAUUGCCAGCAGGUUUGAGGACACUAUUUGGUUCACCGAGACACCAAUCCCUGAUGUCAAUGGAAUGGGCCGUGUUGCAGUAGGAGAGUUAGCGCACUCGCACGGGAAAAAGGUGAUCCUCACAGGCGAGGGCUCGGAUGAACACUUUGGGGGUUAUCCUGAUAUGUUGUCCAAGAUAUUCCUUGAGCCUGAUCUUUCAUAUCCGCCACCUCCUUUCGAGAUGCCUGAUAGCGCGAAAUUGUUCGAAGUAGGCAGGGAGGCCAUACCACCACCAUAUCCAUCACCUGCUUCAACGAAGCGAAUGCUUAAUAACUCAUCUAUAUUUUCUCGUGUCAACUCGUUUUAUAACCUGCCAUUCGCACCGUGGACGGCGAAGUACGCAAUAGACGACGAUCUUGAAACAGCAUUCGCAGAGCAUUUUGGGGCGCAGACUCUUGCCAAUAUCUCAGAGAAAUGGCACCCUUUGCAUUCGGCAAGCUACCAGUGGACCAAGUCCAUUAUGGUAAAUUACAUUCUCCGUUACAUCGGCGAUGGCGCUGAUAUGGCCCAUCAAAUUGAAACGAGACCUCCAUUCUUGGACCAUCAUGUCACAGAGUUCGCGAACCAAAUUCCCCCGAGUUUGAAAAUUCGUUACGACCCUGUCAACAAGGUCCUGCGUGAAAAAUACAUUCUUCGCGAGGCCAUGAAGCCAUUCGUUACCGAUGAGAUUAUGAACCGUACAAAACGAGCAUACUUGGGACCUUCGUCCUACAAAGAGGAUGGUCCUCUGUGUCAGGCUGUACAAAGGUUAGUCACAGAAGAGAACGUCAAGAGGCUAGGAUUCGUGGACUGGGACCAAGUACAGGACCACGUAACUAAGGGCUUCCGUGAUGGCGAUCAAAAGUGUUUCCGAAGCUCUCUCUUUGUCGCCCAGCUCGUGGUCCUGUCACAAAGAUUUGGCGUUAAAACAGCAACAGACAUUGCAUAG
Aspergillus puulaauensis is the source of this 1998-nucleotide messenger RNA. RefSeq names its product asparagine synthetase B family protein. The record is from RefSeq and is a predicted model, not a curated record. Bases 1 to 1998 code for a protein of 665 amino acids. The transcript is spliced from 6 exons. NCBI's taxonomy places the organism in Eukaryota, Fungi, Ascomycota, Eurotiomycetes, Eurotiales, Aspergillaceae. Gene Ontology annotation, molecular function: asparagine synthase (glutamine-hydrolyzing) activity.